AUGGAUAGCGAUCGACCUACGGGACCGGAAGAUCAACCGACAGCAACCAGCAGAUCGACGAGGGAGUGUCACCGAUCGGCGAUCGAGAUGGAUCGGACUCAAUCGGUGAACGGGGCGAAAGUACAGGCGACGAGGGGUCCGAAGGCGAUCGGACGACCAAGGGAGCCGGUCGGCCCUAGUGUCCCACGCCGACGAUCGACGACCAGGAGACUGAUCGGCGAUCAAGGUGUCGACCGCCAAGAAGAAGAUCAGCGAUCAAGGUCUCGACCACCGAUCAAGAAGUUGAUUGGUGAUCGACUGGAAGAUCGGAGGAACCAACAUGAAGAUGGGUCGUAA
Molecule: messenger RNA, 336 nt
Organism: Phytophthora nicotianae INRA-310
Lineage: Eukaryota; Oomycota; Peronosporomycetes; Peronosporales; Peronosporaceae
Exons: 1
Coding region: 1-336 (111 amino acids)
Source: RefSeq, a predicted model, not a curated record